CGACUCGUAGCGGAGAUUCUGGAACUAAAUUACAAAAAUAACGAGUCUAAUAAUUCCGUAAACCCGUUAUUCUUGUAAUGGGUACAUUAGUAAUGUAACGAGUCGUCAUUAUACUUAACGAGAAACUGAAGUAGUAAACCGAACAUUCGCAGCACGUUGUAAACGAUAUAUAUUUGGCAUUUACGUGUGCAUACGUAUGCGUAUGAAGAAAAAUUCAUUUUCCUUGCAUCGAAGAAAAACAAUAACCUAAAGAAGCAUGUAAUAGCAUUUCUAAAAAAAAGCAGCAGUCUGGGAUAAUAAAAGAAGAAGCUGCAAGUUUAGUACUUGUUGAAAUCCAAGAACAAUCAUGACUACUUCCAUCAACACUGCUAUGGAUAGUCUCAGCGCUGCACUUAAAUCCAACAUAAUCCCCAAUCAAGAGUAUCUACUGCAGGGAUCUGUGCUGGACAGUUGUGUAGAAGUACUAUUACACAGAUUGGGCGGUCUUUGUGAUAAUGUUGAUAUUGGGCAUGAGCAAUUCGAUGAUCACGAGAUGUGUUUUAGUAUUCGCAGAGGUGCUCCACAGGAACAACCUUUGCUCCUGCGUGUUCGACGUGCAUUGGAUCAAAACCACGCAGACAUGCCAUGGCAAUUACGUUAUAUUGGUCAACCAGAAUUAGGUGACAAAUCACGACCGACGAUUGUUCGUAGCAGCAUUGACAUAGCCACCAGCAAUACUGUAGUGGAAUUCUUAACCGAGCUUGGUUGCAAAUUGGACUUCGAGUACAUAGCACGUGGUUAUAUGUUCCGCAAGGGUCGUAUGAAAAUUACUGUAACAAAGAUUUUCAAAAUGAACCAAGGCAAAAUGGAAGGUGGCGGCAUGGAGCCGAUAUCACAGAGUUACCUGGUGGAACUGAGUGUGCUGGCACCCAGUGGACAGGAUGCUAUCGCGGAAGACAUGAGGAUAUUCGCGGAACAAUUACGACCAUUGGUACAGCUCGAAAAGAUAGAUUACAAGAGACUGGUUCAUUAAACGUAGGAUCUUAAUUAUGAUGUAAUAGGAAGUGUAUGGGGCAUCAUAACCCUUCUAGGUAAAAGUAUUGUUAAGUUACAUGUAUAUCUGCCGAGAGAACUUCCCUAUAUAUAUAUAUAUAAUGAUUAUAUAAUUUUAACUAAAGUUAGUGUCUAAAACUCAAUUCCCCAAAAAUCGAGAUUUGAAUAUUAAAUUAUGUAUGAAAAAAGAGUAGCAUUUAGGAAUUUAUAGAUAUUUUGCCUUCAACGAUUUUCCUACAUAUGAAAUUUGGAAUAAGAAACUGACACUGUAGUUCACGCUCCGUAUGAAUUUUUUUCGCAAUGCGCAAACGAAUAAAUAUUUUUUCCUUUGCAUCACGUAUUUUUCAAAAAUCUUAUUCAAACUGCCCCUGUGGAAAGGUGCUUAAUCGUCGGUAG
Molecule: messenger RNA, 1428 nt
Organism: Dinoponera quadriceps
Lineage: Eukaryota; Metazoa; Arthropoda; Insecta; Hymenoptera; Formicidae
Gene: MED18
Product: mediator of RNA polymerase II transcription subunit 18
Exons: 3
Coding region: 347-1012 (221 amino acids)
Biological process (GO): regulation of transcription by RNA polymerase II; termination of RNA polymerase II transcription
Cellular component (GO): mediator complex; core mediator complex
Molecular function (GO): transcription coregulator activity
Source: RefSeq, a predicted model, not a curated record